Labrus bergylta (ballan wrasse) is the source of this 1820-nucleotide messenger RNA. The record is from RefSeq and is a predicted model, not a curated record. NCBI's taxonomy places the organism in Eukaryota, Metazoa, Chordata, Actinopteri, Labriformes, Labridae.
AUGACUCAACUGAAGAACAACUCUGGUGUGACCCCAGCGGGGCAGUGUGGGGCCUGGGUAAAGGAGCCUGAAGGAGGCUACUUCACCUCGCCAAACUACCCUCAGAAAUACCCAGCUGAGAGGGAGUGUGUGUACAUCAUCGAAGCCUCUCCACGACAGUGCAUCGACUUAUUCUUUGAUGAAAGGUACUCCAUCGAGCCGUCCUGGGAGUGCAAGUUUGACCACAUCGAGGUCCGCGAUGGGCCCUUUGGUUUCUCACCCAUCAUUGGUCGCUACUGCGGGCAGGAGAGUCCGGCUUACGUCCGCUCCAGUGGGCGGUACCUUUACAUCAAGUUUGUUGCUGAUAGUGAGCUGGAGGACAUCGGUUUCUCUGCUCGGUACAACUUCACACAAGAUCCAGAGUUCAAAGAUCUCGGGGAACUGCCGGCUCUUCCAUAUUGCGAGUUUGACUUGAGUGGUCCAGAAGGCUAUGUGGAGUCUGCUCAGAUAGCAGCAGAGAGCCGGGCGCUGCAGACUGAGGCCGUGGACUGCAGGUGGUACAUCAAGGCUCCACCAAGAUCUAGGGUCUACAUGCGUUUCCUGGAGUACGAGAUGCACAACUCCAAUGAGUGCAAGCGCAACUUCGUCGCCAUCUACGACGGCAGCAGUUCGGUCGAACACCUGAAGAAUAAGUUCUGCUCCACGGUGGCCAACGAUGUCAUGCUGACGUCCUCUGUGGGGGUGGUGAGACUGUGGGCGGACGAGGGAAGCAGGAAGAGCAAGUUCAGGAUCCUCUUCACCACCUUCCAUGAACCUCCGUGUGAUCAAGACACUUUCUUUUGCCACAGCAACAUGUGCAUCAACCACACCCUGGUCUGCAACGGCAUCCAGAACUGUGUUUACCCGUGGGACGAGAACCAUUGCAAAGAAAAGAGGAAGGCCAGCAUCCUGGACACACUGGACCACACCAACCUCACUAUCAUCGGAGUGACCUGUGGCCUCGUUGUCAUCCUGCUCGUCAUCUCAGUCGUUAUCCAGGUCAAACAGCCUCGCAAGAAAUACAUCAUCCGCAGAGAUGACUUUGACCCAGCACUCCUCCACCCUGGCUUCGAGCCUCCUCAUUACGAGCUCUGCACUCUGCGCCGCGCCCCGUCUGGUGAACUCACUGAUGCCGCCCUGGCCGACGACUACGAGAAGUUCCACAAGCUCCGUCGCUCCUCCUCCAAAUGUAUCCGCGACCAUCACUGUGGCUCCCAGGCGGGGAGCAUGCACGGCAGCGUUCAUGGUAGCCGCAGUAAUCUGAGUGUGCGAGACGGUGUCAACGCAGCUGAUGGGGGGGCUCUUGUACCACCCCCGCUGCCGCCAAUGAUGGGGAGCCAGCAGUCUCCACACCUUUCCCACCUCACCACACCUGCAGGGCACCGGAGCAUCCUGGUGAUAAAGCAUAGCUACUCUCAGGACGGGGCAGAGGGGUACAGAGGGGAGGAGGAGGAAGAUUUGAUGAUGGAUGACGGACCCACCACCAGCCAGCACCUCAUGCACCAUCAUCAGAUCCACCAUGACCCGCUGGGGCUGGACCACGCCGUCCACCGUACGCUGUCUAAUGACUUCUGACAACGUGCAAAAAAAGAAGCCAUCAUCACAGUUGGACCUUUGAGUAAGGUUACAAGUUACAUUUAUGCAAAUGAGUGAUGGUUAAACAGCUCUUCUCAGAAGGUUUUCAGAAGCUGCAGAAGAAGUGAAAAAUUUUCUAGUUGUUCGUAUUUAAAGAUCGGCUGCUCUGGUAAUGCACUCUUAGGUAACCUUUCUGCGUUCUAACCUCUCUCCAUUUUUCAAAAGCA